AUAUGAUAUAUAUAUAUUUUGUAAUCAAUGUGCAGCUCGGUUAUGAAUUCUGCCCUUAUGGGGAUAAUGUUGCUUCUCUCCCAAGCUCGAAGCUCCCAACGAUGGUCUCCAGACGAUGCCAAAGAAAUGUAACUUUAAUUUCUCUCUCUGAGUCGAAGCCUCUAAACAGUGGAAUCAACAAUCUGAAGCAUCGGAACUCGGAAUUUUUCCAGUAUUAGGGAGAUCAGCCUCGACAUAUCCUACGUCGCCGAUGAACAUCGAAUUGCUGGUUGUUUUACUGAAUCAUGGAAGGUCGCCAAGGCAAGAGGAGCUCCAAAACGUCCAUUAUCAAAGGACUAAACGUUACGGUUCCGCCGAUCAACAUUCAGAUGGACAAUCAUUUGGUCAUCGGCGGGACCGGACACUAUCACCAGGAAACAAACUGUAAAAGUCCAACGAUGCUUCGUCGUUGUCACCACUUUCGGCUAUCGAGAAUUUGGAAACCCCGACCGCAAGAUCUCCGCAAAUUUAUGGAACUCCAGUGAAGGUCGAUGAGGAAGUGAUAGUAAUGGAUGGAAUUUUGAUCAGUUCGGUCCCUGGGGGAGCGAAGACUAUGAGGUCUGCUUCAGAAUCUGUAACCGGCGGGGGUUCAUUGUCGGGCAAAAACUUAUACAGAACCGAUAUUUGCCGCUCAUGGGAGGAUUCUGGAAGCUGCCGCUACGGCCAUAAAUGCCAGUUUGCACAUGGAAAGGAGGAGCUUCGCCCAGCUCGUUUACCCGUUAAAAACAAACCUAAGGUUAGCGAUUCAUAUUGUACCACUUAUGGCCACUCCAAGUUCUGCGACAGCCAUGCAUUAGCUGUAACAACAUCGCAUUCGUACGUAAUAGAUACAAUCAACAAUAGUGAAGUUAGCAGAAGCGAAGGUGGUAAAACAAUGUCGAUACGACACAUGAACACUAAGCCAUCCCUGAUCUCUACCAUUUCCAUCGUUGACUGGUCACCAGAAGAUGAUGGCAUCAAGAUUGUUCUCCCUAAUUCAAAGAGCACGAAAAGGGAAGAUGUAAACCAGUAUAUCCAUGAGGUUCUUUAUGGUUCGACCAACGAGAGGACCAAAAAAAGACUGCCAGUGUUCACUCAACUUUGCUCUGAAAAGCUUCAACAGAAAUAGGAAUAGGAAUAGGCAUAAUAUGCAUACAACCUUUUUCCUAGGAUAUAUCAAUUCUAUCACUUCAAACUACUUCUCCUAAUGCUUCCCAUUUUGUUUUGAAACACUCAACAGAUUUGUAGAAGCUACACGACAUGCAAUGCAUAAAGAUGGGUUAUGUUAAAGAAAUUAACAUAA
Messenger RNA from Momordica charantia (bitter melon), 1321 nucleotides. RefSeq lists its product as uncharacterized. Gene Ontology annotation, molecular function: mRNA binding; metal ion binding. NCBI's taxonomy places the organism in Eukaryota, Viridiplantae, Streptophyta, Magnoliopsida, Cucurbitales, Cucurbitaceae. The record is from RefSeq and is a predicted model, not a curated record.